Molecule: messenger RNA, 1222 nt
Organism: Cryptococcus deneoformans JEC21
Lineage: Eukaryota; Fungi; Basidiomycota; Tremellomycetes; Tremellales; Cryptococcaceae
Exons: 5
Coding region: 138-1079 (313 amino acids)
Biological process (GO): DNA damage tolerance; protein monoubiquitination
Cellular component (GO): nucleus; Rad6-Rad18 complex
Molecular function (GO): single-stranded DNA binding; ubiquitin protein ligase activity
Source: RefSeq, a predicted model, not a curated record
CCACAACUCAACAUUAACGCUAUACGGGAAAACUUGGAAAGAGCAAAGGAUUUCGUAAGGAUUGAGAGCCAACCUCACAGCACAAAACUCCCUAAAAUCAACUUCUUUUAUUUGAUCCUAUCACCAAUUUUAACGUCAUGGACCGAGAUGGCAAUGCUUCCCCGCCAACAAAAGAUCGGCCUCUCCUCCUCAGCACUCCUACAACACGAGUGAUCAGAACGUUUGAGGAAAUUAGAAUUCCGGUGAAGACUGAAGAAGUGUACCCCGAGCUUGAAUGUGCGAUAUGCUCCCACAUCCUGGGUGCCGCUCAAUCCCUGGUCCCGUGUGGGCACUCCUUCUGUGGACCGUGUGCCUGGAAAUGGAUCAAAACUAACAAUAGUCGUGCUACAUGCCCUCAUUGCCGUAUUGAAAUCUCCAUGACGGAUCCCAUCGUCCCUAACAUCGUCGUGGACCAGAUUGUGGAUCGCAAACUCCAAAAGCUCGAGCACGGCUUGGAGAAAGAAGCAAUGCUGCUUGAUCGACAAGAGAAGCUGCGCGAAUGGAAGGAUCUUCAGCCCCAGCUAGAGCAUUUCCGAAGACAUAUCCGGACAUCUCGUAUAGUAAGGGGGGUUGAUACUGUUCUGCCUAACAUCGGCGAGGACUCAGGAGAGCCCCAGAUAAAUCCACGUAGAGCCUCUCGCAACUUCGCGGAACUUGGGGCGCCCAUAGAUUUAGGUGUUUCAGCACCCACCAUUGAAGAACUCAUUGGUCAAUCUCCCUCUAGAAGGUCACAAUCUUCGGCUGAGUUCCACAGCGAAAUGAGAGAAAGGCAACGGAGAGCAUUGUCGCAAUUUCUUCAAACAGGUACAGUUGGCGAAGUCGAAUCAAACGGUAUCCAAGAGCCUCCCAGGACGCGAACAAGCCGGGCAGGAGCCAUGGCUGCAGAGACCCGUUCACGUCACCGAGAACGUCCGUACCCGGACAGCCAUCCUCCGGUUCCGCCCUAUUCAACUUCACCCAGCAUGCGUCGACAACCCAGGGGAAGGGGGGAUGGCGGAACUCGAGAGGAUCCACAGAUAGUCCCGUCGGAUAGCGAAUAGAUAAAUGGGACAUUAUUCUCCUCGAAGGAACUAUACCUCGGGUUUAUUCUAUUUUUUGUAUUGCAGCAUCUUUACUUUGUAGCUUUUUUAUCUGAAACCUAGAUCCUGAACGAUUCGAGCCAGCGGCUAUGCAUAGAUGAUGU